Messenger RNA from Closterium sp. Naga37s-1, 6531 nucleotides. Lineage: Eukaryota; Viridiplantae; Streptophyta; Zygnematophyceae; Desmidiales; Closteriaceae. The record is from the annotation of a GenBank genome assembly.
AUGACAUCAUCGUUUCCUAAUAACGCCGCUGCCACCGCUCUCCGCUCCCUCCUCGAUUUCGGGAACUCGCUCCUUUCCGAACUCCUGCGUUUCCGCGCCAACCUACCGCGAGACUUCCUCCGUUCAAUCACACUCCCUGCACCACCACCUCCAUCCACAUCCACUCAGCUCAAUCUCACGCAAAUCCCCUCGCCGUCUCCCGAUCUCCCCUUCCCGCUAUGGGACUUCGAGUACCUGCGCGCGCCGGAUGACCGCGAGCGCGAGCUGCGCGAGCGGCCGGACGAGUGGAGCGCGGAGCGCGCGUGGUGGACGGCGCACGGCGAGCAGCUGGUGGGGUUCGUGCUGCUGCUGGCCGCCGCGCUGAAGCUCUACCGCGCGCUGAGGCAGACGAUCGAAGGGCUGCGACGUGGUUUGUUCCUGGGGAGCUCGCUGGAAGGCGUGGUGGGGGGAGAUGAGGGCGACGAGAUGCAGUCGCUGCUGCUGCAGGUGCUUCACACUCACGCACUUCUGCUUCUCCUCCUCCACCAUCUCUUCCCCAACCAAUCACGUGAGCGCUUACUCAUCGCUGCGUACCGCCACUGGUGCCGAACCUCCGGGCCAGGCUCAGGAGAGGCCCUGGGUGAGAUCUUGACUCGCGACUUUGACGACCUAUGCCAGCUGUGCCGAACCACAGGAGCAGGGUCGGGAGAAUCGGAGGCUCAUAAGGGGACUGCAGGAGGACAGGCAACAGGCAAGAAAGUGGGGAGCAAAGUGAGUGAUGGCAGCAGCAGCAGUGCCAGCUGUGAUACCGACGCCUUCCUGUGGUCUCCGUUCCCCAGAGAGUGCUUCGACAUCGAAAAGCUGGGCCUUGUUUCAUGCUUGGACUCUGGUUCGGGCGCAGGCCUGGGAUCAGGUUUGGGGUCAGAGGGCUCUGGUCUGGGCAUUGGAGGGGCGGAGACAGCAGCGUUUCUGUCACUGCCGUGUGUGAUAGCGCCCACGGAUACCUCCAGACUGGAGCAGCUCUUCUCGCGCUUUGCUCCCCCGCCUGACGUCACAUGGAUGGCCAUCCAGGCCUUGCUCAGGAAACAAGCUGCUGCUGUCGACUCCUCACCUGCUUCUUCCUCAACUUCCAAUCUAGCCUCUUCGGUUCUCUCGUCCUCCUACUCGUCCUCUGUGCAUGCAUCCACGUUCUCCUCCUUCCCUCCAACGCAAGCACCCUCACAGACAGGAGCAGCAGGAGCAGCAGCAGCACAUACACCCCACGACACUCUCUCCGCAGUGGCAGCAGUCACAGCCUCCCUGCCCUCCACCUCGUCGCUCAUCCUGCUGCUCUUCUUCCACCCCUCCUCGCUCCGCGCCGACCUGCCCUUCAUGCACGAGCUCGUCCGCCGCAGGCUGCUCGCCCUGCCCCCCUCCUCCCCCUCGUCGUCCUCCUCUGCGCCGCCUGCUGCUGCAGCUGCUGCGGCUGCUGGUGGCGGCUGGAGCCUCUGGAAGCAACGGGCGCCGCCGCAGCAGCAGCAGGGAGGAAGCGGAAGCGGCGGUGGUGGUGGAGGGGGAGGGGCAGGAGGCGCAAGUGCAGUAGCAGCAGCAGUAGGAGGAAGAAGUGUUGAUGACCCAGCUGCAGGAGGAGCAGCAGGGGCAGCAGCAGUGGGCGGGUUGACAUGGGUGGUGCCCAUAUUCCUCGGCUUUUCCCUGGACCUAUCCAUAGCCUGGCAGCACUUCCCUGCCGCCCACUCAGCCCUCACCCUGCACCUCUCCCCAACCGCCGCGCUGCACGUGGCUCAAGCGCUGGUACAGGUGCUGCCAGGGGUGCAGCAGGCAGUGGGCAGGGCCAUGGGUCGGCUGAAGCAGCAGGGCGCGGCGGGAUGGGAGGAGGAGCUGUGGGGUGGUAAGCAUGUGGGCGGUGGGGUCGCUCGUGGUAGUGCUGCUGGCUCUGCUGCUAUUGAUGAAAGCAGCAAUACCAGCACCAGCACCAUUAGCACCACUGGUACCAGCAGCAGCAGUAGUAUAGAUUCGGAGUCUAAUUCCUCCUCGUUCCUCUGCUCCGUGCCUGGCCUGGCAGUGCUGCGCAGUGCACGAGAGAUCCUCUCUCUCAUCCGCCACACAGCCGCACUCCUCAGGUGGCUGCUGCAGCACCGUGCCUCUCUCUCGCUGCACCUUUCCCUGCCUAUCAUCCUCACCACCCACCGUCUUGCCCGCUCAACCCAACUCCACGCACACUCCUGCGCUCGCUCGGCUGCUGCUGCUGGCCUGUCAGCCCCUGGGUGGUCGGAGGCAAGCCAGGUGGCUGCUGAAGUAGCUGCGGACUUCCUCUUGCCGGAACUCCAAUCAGAUGCCGCCACGUGUCUCUCCGCCAUCAUUUCCCGCAGAGAGGACAGCUGGCACCGCCUGAGGCAGGCAGCGUGCGCACGGCUGGACGGCUUGGCUCGGCUGUUUGUGGGAGGGCAGGGUGUGGAGGGAGAGGUUAGAGGCGCAGCAAGAGGUGCAGGCAGAGGGGGGGCUCAGAGUGGGAGCGAGGGAGGGGAUAGGCGAGCGGUGGGAGAUGGGGGCGAGGGGAUGGCGGGGAUGGGGUGGAAGGAUGGGGCGGAUGGGAGCAUUGGAGAGUGGUUCCAGCGACUGUCAUGGCAGGUGAGCGGGCAAAUGAGGGGGCAGGGCAGGUUGGGACAGGUGUCGCACUGGCAGCACCCAGACGCCCCUUCAACGCCCGCCAGCCUGCAACAGCUCUCCCUCGCUCUCGCAGACGCUGCCUCCCUCCACCACAUUCAGUCCCACCCCGUCGCCGGCCAAUCGCUGCACGCCACCUGUCGCCUGCUCCAGGACAUGGCUCUAGUGCAGGCCAUUCGUUCUGACCAUCUUGCAGCGCUCUCUGCUGCUGCCGAGCCUGGUGCUGCUUCCGGUGCUGGUGCCGGUGCGGGUGCUGGUGGUGCUGCUGCUGCUGCUGGUGGCACUGGCGGUGGCAGAGGUGCACGGCUGGGUAGAAGUGAUGCAGCAGGAGCAGGAUCAGGAUCAUUAGCAGGAGGGAGGGAGGAGUAUCUGGAGCAGCAUCUGCGGUGUGUGUCGAGGGCAGUGGUGGCGGUGGUGCCGGCCAGUGUGCUCAGCCUCAUGCACGCAUGCACGCUCACCCUCCUCCCACCACCCUCCCAUGCCCUCGUCACCCACUCUCUCCACACAGGCAGCACAGCAGGAGAGGGGGUAGCGAGCACGCAGGGCAGGCAGGGGGGGCUGGGUGAGGGGGCAGAGGGGCAGGGUGCGGAGAGCAAGGCGCAGGUUGCGGCGCAGGUGCAUGGGCAGGCGGCGUUCCGGCAGGCCAUGGGUCGAGCACGGGCUGCUGUGGCUGGGUUCUCCAGUGGUGUGGCUGCGUUUGAGGCCAAGGGACUGGAGUUCAUUGGGAGGGACGAGGGAGGCGUGAGAAGGAGAGUCACUGCUCCUCCUGCGCCUGCUGCUGCUGCUGCUGGUGGUGCUGCUGCUGCUGAUGGUGCUGCUGCUGCUCGAGCUGGAACUGCUGGUGAUGCUGAUGGUGUAACUGCUGUCGUUGCCAGUACCUCCAGUGGUGCUGUUCCCACAGUCCAUCCCCGUCAUUCUGGCACCCCCAAUACCACUGGUGCACUUGGUGCUUCUCGUAAUUCCAACACUGGUGCGUCCGGCACUAGUGGCACGAGGAGCAGGGACGAGUGGGCAGGAGGCGCGUGCCAUGCAGUGGUGAUGGCGCUGCGACUCAUGCUCCGACGCCAUGCAGCCUCUAUUCUUCAAGCCGGCUUUUCCGAGGCGCUUAAAGCCCUGCAGGGCACAGGGCCGAGGCAGCGGGGGGAGGAGGGGAAGGCGGAUGGGGGCAAGGGCAGUGGCUGGGCGGGGCUGUGGUCCUGGGGGGGUAAGGGAGGGGAUGUGGAUGGGGAGGGGGGUGAGGGGAAAGGGGCGGGGGAGGAAGGGGGAGGUGGUGGGGAGAGGAGGAGACGGGAGGGGUUUGAGAGGCGGAUAUUGCAGAUGGAGAGGGAGUUGGGCGCUUGGGAGUACUGCACGUGCCUGUUUGAAGAUGUGCUUGUAACGAGCACAGGAGGGAGUGAACGGUGGAGUGGAAGCAGCAGAGGGGCUGUGAGAGGGGUGCGUGGAGCAGGGGGAGUAGGUAGAGGAGGUGGUUCGGACUUAUACUCGCCUUCCUCUCCCUCACUCCUCUGGCGGACUGCCGUGCAGCCCCUGCUGCUACAGGCCCUGCAACAAGCGUGUGGAGAGACGGAGAGAAGAGGACCUAUGAAACAAAGGUUACACCCCUUGACCUCUGCCAACUGCAAAACCUUCUUGGAAGCUGCCGUGGCAUCGCUGCUGCUCCUUUCGCACCCCUCCCACGCCAUGUUCCUCCCGCCCCUGGCUGCGUGGUUCCUCCCCUCGGGCCUGCCCUCCCUCUCCCUCCCCCUCAUCCUCCGCCUCGCCUCCUGCCUCUCUGCCUCUGGCCGCAUUCCCAACACCCCUGCCAGCAUCACUGCUGCUUCUGUCUCUGGCAGCGCCCAUACAGCGUCUGCUACUCCCCAUGCAGCCUUAGCGGGCAGUGUUGCCAGUCUAAUGCCCGGUAGCGGCAGGGGAGGUGCUGCAGGAGCAGGGGAAGAAGGGCUAGGCGGGGCGCGAACAGCAGAGGGGCUUGUGGCUCUGGAUUGGGCGCUGAGGAGAGCAGAGGAAGAGCGAGUGAUGCGAGCUGUGCAGGUGGUGGCAGGGAUGGAGAGGGAGAAGAGACGGGUGCUGCUGCAGCUGGUAGGGGAGCUGAGAGAGGAGGUAGAGCAGCGGUGUGAGCAGGGAGAGGGGGAGGUAGUGGGGGGAGAGCAGAGGCGGCAUGUGCGGAAACCUGGGGGGGCAAAAGCAGGAGCGGGAGACGGAGGAGGUGAGGCAGCAGUAGCAGCAUCAGUGGGGAAGGCAGCAAGGUCAGCAGUUGCCAUGGGGCGGCACAUGUUGGCAGCAUAUGGUCGAGCAGAGGCCAGCAUGGCCCAAUCGGUGGCAUGGGGAGAGGCGUGGGAUGCGGGCGGAGGAGGACAGGGGGCCGGCAGCACAGCAGGCAGGGAAGGGGUGGGAGGUGCAGGGAAUGCUGCUGCUUUGAAGGCAGGCACAGCGGCUGCUGCUGCUUCCUCCUCAAGACGAGGUUCUUCUCCGGUAAAAGGAUGUUCCUCCAAAAAUGUCGGAGAUUUUGCCGAGACAGUGACAGGUGUCGCGGGGGCACUGGCGGAGGUGGGUCAGGUGCGGCUGGUGCGAGGGCUGGUGCGCAUGGCUGCAUGCGCUGCCAGGGGGUGUGAAACCCCCACCGCUGCCCGGUCCGUGGAGUGCCUGCUGGCCUCCCUGCAGCACCCACACGCUGUUGCUCCUGCUCACACUGCUGCCGCUGCUACUGCGGUUACCAGCAGUCUUUCGCCUGACACUGCUGCUGCCAGCACCAGUACCGCCAGCACCAGCAGGGGCAGCGGCGACUGUGCCCUGACUGUGCAGCUGCUUGUGCUCGUCUCCCUCUCCCACCUUCGUCUCCUCCUCCUCGACCCCUUUCUUGCUUGCCUCUCUCGCCGCACACGCAGUGCCAAUGCAUUCGAUGCCAGCUGUCUGGCGGCCGGCAUCUGCUGUCUUUUGUCGACAUUGCCGAAUCAAAGGGAGCAGAUUGCCGCCUAUGUGCGGUGCAUGGAGGAUUAUGGGGAUGCUGAGGUGGUGGUAGGUGGGCUUGGGAGUUGUUUGGAGGAGAGUGAGGUCCAUGGGAUAGGCAGCAGGAAAAAGGAAGAGCACGGGACAAGUGCUGGUCCGGUUCGCCUCGAACCGACAGCCAUGGCCUCCGCACUCGCUUCUCGUCAGGUCCUCUCAGGCCUCUCGUUCAGCUCUGCCGUCAGAGGCACCGAGCUCGCCACACGCAGCCUCCCCGUCGUUCCCCAAUUAGCAGCCCCCCGCGGUCUAGGCGUCACCGCGCUCUUCAGCUCGCGCAAAGCCGCCGUCCCCGCUAAGAGCGUCUCCGCGACGAAGCUGCGCACGGAGGACGGCAUCUUCGGCACGUCGGGCGGGUUCGGGUUCACCAAGGCGAACGAGCUGUUCGUGGGGCGCGUGGCCAUGCUGGGCUUCGCGGCGUCGCUGCUGGGCGAGGCGAUCACGGGCGCGGGCAUUCUGUCGCAGCUCAACAUCGAGACGGGCAUCCCCAUCACGGAGACAGAGCCGCUGCUGCUCUUCUUCAUCGCCUUCACCGUGCUCGGCGCCAUCGGCGGGCUCGGCGACCGCGGGCGAUUCGUGGACGACGAGCCGGUGGGGCCGCCCGUGAAGCCCGGCAGCGUCAAGGCGGCGCUGGGGCUGAGCGAGGACGGGCCGCUGUUCGGAUUCACCAAGGCGAACGAGCUGUUCGUGGGGCGGCUGGCGCAAUUAGGGUUUGCGGCGAGCCUGAUCGGCGAGGUGAUCACGGGCAGGGGCGCGCUGGCGCAGCUCAACAUCGAGAUCGGCGUGCCCGUGUGGGAGCUCGAGCCGCUGCUGCUCGCCAGCAUCGCCUUCUUCUUCGUCGCCGCCAUCAACCCCGGUACAGGGAAAUUCAUUAACGAUGAUGAGGAGUGA